Molecule: messenger RNA, 1622 nt
Organism: Malania oleifera
Lineage: Eukaryota; Viridiplantae; Streptophyta; Magnoliopsida; Santalales; Ximeniaceae
Product: protein BASIC PENTACYSTEINE6-like
Exons: 3
Coding region: 468-1376 (302 amino acids)
Biological process (GO): response to ethylene
Cellular component (GO): nucleus
Molecular function (GO): DNA-binding transcription factor activity; sequence-specific DNA binding
Source: RefSeq, a predicted model, not a curated record
GGCCCCAUUUAAAUUUUGUAUGGAAUCGAGCAUACCUUUCUUGCUCUUGUGUGGUCCGCCGAGUUGCACUUGCACGCCUCCCGACCGACUCGCCCACCCGCCCGACUACGCACGCCGCCAGGCGCGUCCUCCCUCUCCGGCUAUUUAAUUAAAAUUUAAAACUGAUCGAAUCGAGAACGGCAAGCCAUCGUCGUAAUCGUCAAACGAAAGCGAACGACCCACCCCCGCAGACACGGACAGAAAGACAAGAAAGACUUCGACGACUUCAAUUCAAAUCCUUUCAUGUUUUCCCAGACCGGCGAGAUCACACGACGACGGCAACGUUCAGACCCUUUUUUUCUUUCUGGUUUCGAACCUUGCCUUCUGGAAUUCUCCUCUUUGCACGAUUUUAAAUUUACUUGUGAUUGGUUUCUACAGCAGCAGAAACAGUUUUUUGAGGAUGGAAUUCCAGUGGUGACUUCUUUCUGAUGGACCGGUUAACUAUGAAGUCAUUCUUCAACAUUCUGGCCGAGAGAGAUGCUGCCAUCUAUGAACGAAACCUGGCGUUGGCUGAGAAAAAAGCAGCUCUGGCUGAACGAGACAUGGCGCUUGUGGAGCGAGAUGCAGCACUUUCUGAGCGUGACAGUGCCAUAAUUGAAAGGGACAAUGCCAUUGCUGCUCUCCAAUACCAUGACAAUUUCAUCAAUGGCAGUAACCUUGCCCAUGUGCAUACUCUGCAUGUGAAUGGAAUCCCCCGUGCAGCAAAAUCCUUGCAUAACCACCAGCAAACGCACCAUCAUCUUCUCCCUCACCCCUACAAUGAAGCUUACAGUCCGAAGGAAUUCCCUGUAAGCGAAACCUCUCCAGUUUCUGCGGUUGCUUCUGAGAACAUAAAGCAUGGGACAAUUAAGCGAUCAAAGAAUUCAUCCAAAAGGGUUAAAACUGAGGCAGAACAUCUGAGCAAGCAAGUUACGAUUGCCUCUUCACACGGGUGGGAAAACGGGCAAGACCCUGGUAUUAAGUGGGAAGAUCUAAGCCGGGAGCUUGGGGUGCCAAAGCACGAAUGGAGGGAUAAUCUGGGUCUGAACCAAGUGAAUUUUGACGAGUCUUCCAUGCCGGCACCGGUUUGCUCCUGCACUGGAGAAGUCCAACAGUGCUACAAGUGGGGGAAUGGGGGGUGGCAGUCCGCCUGUUGCACCACCACUAUGUCGAUGUAUCCGCUGCCGCAGAUGCCAAAUCGGCGGCACACUCGGGUCAGUGGCCGGAAAAUGAGUGGAAGUGCCUUCACCAAGUUGCUUAGCAGGCUUGCUGCAGAGGGUCAUGACCUAUCAAUACCUCUUGAUCUGAAGGACCACUGGGCCAAGCAUGGCACCAACCGGUAUGUGACCAUCAAGUAGGGUAGCAGGCGACCUAGGGAAACAAAGGGGUAUGGUGUUGGGAUAGGUAUACGUUAGAGAAAAAAGGAAAGUGGCUUUUGGAUCUUUGUUCCGUAAGUGUAGGAAUUUGACUCAGUUGACCCUUCUAUAGGGAUUUUGUCUUAUAAAAUUUUCAUUUUUAUUUUUUGUUUACCAAAGACAACAACAAAAACAAAAAAAACAAUCCCUCCUAUAAUCAAAUUUACAGUUUUUGAUAGUUUUUGUCAA